AUGUGUCUAUUCUUCUACUUCGCGCUUAAUGGCCCGUUAAUCGCCUUCGUAGCGAUGUGUAUUUUCACCCCGUCGCUAUCCAGCGUAUUUGUGGCAGCCACCGACAUUGUUGGACGCAUUGAGCUGCGAUUCGAGAGCAGCAUCUAUCCGCCGGCUCUAGGCAAGUUUUGGCGGACGUUCUCGGGUUCUUUCUUGUACCUCCUCGGGAGGGCUCUACACGGCAUCGAGUUCCACGGGGAAGAAAACUUACCGAAAUCAUCGGGAGCUCUCAUAGUGUACUAUCACUCCCUCAUGCCGCAAGGAAUGUUCUAUAUAAUUGCCAAGCGGUACCUCGAAUCCGGAGAAACCAUUGGCGGGAUCGUCCACCGGGAUCUCAUGACAGUCAUGUCGGGCGUGUGCAAGGCCCCUCUGGCAAGGUCGAAUCGGAUUCGCUGAGGUCGCAAUAGAGAG
Molecule: messenger RNA, 450 nt
Organism: Galendromus occidentalis (western predatory mite)
Lineage: Eukaryota; Metazoa; Arthropoda; Arachnida; Mesostigmata; Phytoseiidae
Exons: 4
Coding region: 1-435 (144 amino acids)
Source: RefSeq, a predicted model, not a curated record